AUGUUUACAUCUGUCCCUAUUGUUUUCCCUUGUUUCCUCUGUCCCUAUUAUUUGCCCUUGUUUUCUUCUGUUUCUAUUGUUUUCCCUUGUUCUCCUCUGUCCCUAUAUUUCCCUUGUUUUCCUACGUCUCCACUGCAUUCCACUGUUUUCCACUGUCCCUAUUUUUUUAACUUGUUUUCCUGUUUCUAUUUUUUCCUUUGUUUUCCUCUCUUUCUAUUGUUUACGCUUGUUUUCCUCUGUCCCUAUAAGUUUACGUUGUUGUCUACUGUCGCUACUGUUUUACAUUGUUUUCCUCUGUCCCUAAUGUUUUCCAUUGUGUUCCUCUGUCUGUAUUGUUUUCCCUUGUUUUCCUCUGACCCUAUUAUUUGGCCUUGUUUUCCCCUGUUUCUAUUUUUUUUUCUUUGUUCUUUUCUAUCGCAAUUUUUUUCCAUUUUUACCUCUGUCAAUAUAGUGUUACAUUGUCUUCCUCUGUCCCUAUAUUUCCCUUGUUUUCCUCCAUCUCUACUGUCAUCCCUUGUUUCCCCCUCCCUUCUCUUUUCCUUGUUUUCCUCUGUUUCUCUUUUUUCCCUUGUUUCACACUGUCCCUAUAGAUUUUCCUUAUUUUCUACUGUCCCUAUUUUUUCCCUUGAUUUCCUAUGCCCCUAUUGUUUUCCCUUGUUUUUCUGUGUCACUAUUGUUUUACAUUGUCUUCUGUUUCUAUUGUUUUCUCUUGUUUUCCUCUGUUCCUUUUUUUUUAAAUUGUUUUCCACUUGGCCUAAUGUUUGCCCUUGUUCCCCUCUGUCCCUAUUGUUUUCCCUUCUUUUCCUCUGUCCUUUUUUUCCUUCUUUUCCUCUGUACCUAUUGUCUUCCCUUGUUUUCCUCUCUUUCUAUUUUUUUCAUUGUUUUCCUCUGUCUUUAUUGUUUUCCCUUUUUUUUCUCUAUGCCUAUUGUUUUCCCAUCUUUUCUUCUGUCCCUAUUUUUUCUUCUUUUCUCCCUAUUGUUUUACUUUUUUUCUCUGUCCCUAUUUCUCGCCCUGGUUUUCUUCUGUCUCUAUUCUUUUCCUUUGUUUUCCUGUAUCCCUAUUAUUUUCCUAUGUUUUCCUCUUUCAGUUUCUGUUUUCCCUUGCUUUCCUCUGUCCCUAUCGUUUACCCAUGUUUGCCUCUGUCAAUAUUGUUUUACCUUGUCUUCCUCGGUUCCUAUUGUUUUAACUUGUUUUCCUCUGUCCCUAUUUUUGCCUUGUUUUCCUCUGUUUUUUUUCCGUUGUUUUCAUCUGUCCCUUUUUUCCUCUGUUCCUAUUGUUUUACAUUGUUUUUUUCUGCCACUAUUGUUUUCCUCUCUCCCUAUUUUCCCUUCUUUUUCUCUGUCCUUAUGUUUUCAUUGCUUUUCCUCUGUCCCUAUUGUUUUCCCUGUUUUUUUGUCCCUAUUGUUUUCCCUUCUUUUCUUCUGUCACUAUUGUUUUACCUUGCUUUCCUCUGUCCCUAUUUUCCCUUUUUUCCUCUGUCCCUAUUGCUUUCCUUUGUUUUCUUGUCUCUAUUGUUUUACCUUGUAUUAAUGUGUCCCUUUUCUUUUCCCUUGUUUUCCCCUGUCCCUCUCGGGUUCCCUUGUUUUUCUCUCUCUGUUUCUAUUGUUUUCCCUUGUUUUCCUUUGUUCCUAUUUUUCCCUUAUUUUUCUCUGUUCCUAUUUUUUUCCCUUGUUUUCCUCUGUCCCUAUUGUUUUACCUUGUUUUCCUCUGUCCCUAUCUUUUUUAUCUUGUUUUCUUCUGGCCCUAUUAUUUUUUUUUGCCUUGUUUUCCUCUGUCCCUAUUUUUUCUAUCUGUCCUGA
Molecule: messenger RNA, 1800 nt
Organism: Acanthosepion pharaonis
Lineage: Eukaryota; Metazoa; Mollusca; Cephalopoda; Sepiida; Sepiidae
Source: the annotation of a GenBank genome assembly